AUGGCCAUUUUCGUACCACUGGAAGAAUCCCUCUUUGAGCCUUCUGAAGCACCCAAGACCAAUGGCGAGCGUCUCGAAAAGACCAUCGACAAGCUAGACAAGCACUUUGCAGCGGUGCAGGAGAACAUCAUGUUCGUCUAUGAGCGAGAGCGGCGUCGCAUCAUCCAGGUUGCGAAGAAAAUGGAAGCGAUGAACGGGCCUGUUGAGACAGACACUUCUCUCACGCCUCACGACCAGGAGGUCUUGCAGGCCUACAUCGAAGCACCGUUGCCGCCUGGCGCCAACUACGCUGCUUACCACAGCCGAACUCAGACGACAUACACAGCUCCUGUCGCGCCAACGGAGAAUUUGCCUGCCAGGCAAGGUGCCAUUCAGUGGUCUCUAUACAACGCGGGCCAGGAGCUCGUUCAGAUUUAUGGCUAUCAUGAACACGCUGAGAAUAUAUUGGCCGGGUAUCGGGCGGCUCUCAAGAAGGAAGUUGAUGCAGAUACUACCAAAGAUGGAAGUGGAGGCGAGAUGUCCCACCUUCGCAAGAUACUAGCAAAUCCACAUGCAGUCUACAAAUAUCUUGUCGUCAUCAUAAUAUGUAACGACCGGCGCGCCACCAAAUCCCCAUGGCCCGGGACAGAAGAGCAGUUCCCUCCCGACGUCAACGAUUGUGAGAUUCAAUCCGCCUCCCACCAUUUCGCCCUCCCACGUCUCGUCUCUGUCUCAAUCCGUCAAGGCGACACGAUGCUGCGGCACUCUCUAGCACGUUCGGCUUGGCGGACUGGCAAGCAGGCCGCCAAUGCCUCGCGAACUUUUGCAACCACAGCUCGCAGGAAUGCCGAAGUCGAGCUGACAAUCGACGGAAAGAAGGUUUCUGUUGAAGCCGGCUCCGCCUUGAUUCAAGCUUGCGAAAAGGCAGGCGUAACAGUGCCCAGAUAUUGCUAUCAUGAAAAGCUUGCGAUUGCCGGUAACUGCCGUAUGUGCUUGGUCGAAGUCGAGAAAGCCCCGAAGCCCAUCGCCUCCUGCGCAUGGCCCGUACAGCCCGGUAUGGUCGUCAAGACCAACUCCCCGAUUACACACAAAGCCCGCGAGGGUGUAAUGGAAUUCCUCCUCGCCAACCAUCCGCUCGACUGCCCUAUCUGCGACCAGGGUGGUGAGUGCGAUCUCCAAGACCAGUCGAUGCGUUACGGUGCCGACCGUGGCCGUUUCCACGAGAUGGGCGGCAAGCGUGCUGUCGAGGACAAGAACAUCGGACCCCUCAUUAAGACCUCCAUGAACAGAUGUAUCCACUGCACACGAUGCGUCCGUUUCUCCAAUGAUAUUGCCGGAGCCCCCGAGAUGGGCUCUUUCGGCCGUGGCAACGACAUCCAGAUUGGUACCUACCUCGAGCAGAACCUCGACUCCGAACUUUCCGGCAACGUUAUCGACCUCUGCCCCGUCGGCGCUCUCACCUCAAAGCCUUAUGCCUUCCGUGCGAGACCUUGGGAGCUGAAGCACUCCGAGUCUAUCGAUGUCCUUGACGGUCUCGGCUCCAACAUCCGCGUCGACUCCCGUGGCCUUGAGGUCAUGCGUAUUCUCCCCAGGCUCAACGACGACGUCAACGAGGAGUGGAUCAACGACAAGACCCGUUUCGCCUGCGACGGCCUGAAGACCCAGAGACUGACCAUGCCUUUGAUCCGCCGCGACGGCAAGUUCGAGCCCGCUGACUGGGAGGCUGCCCUUAUGGAGGUUGCCAACGCCUACCACCACAUCCAGCCCAAGGGCAACGAGUUCAAGGUGAUCGCCGGUGAGCUGACUGAGGUUGAGUCCCUGGUUGCCAUGAAGGACCUGGCCAACAAGCUCGGUUCCGAGAACCUGGCCCUUGACAUGCCCAACGGAAGCAAGCCCAUCGCCCACGGUGUCGACGUCCGCUCCAAUUACCUGUUCAACUCCAGAAUCUACGGCAUUGAGGAGGCUGAUGCCAUCCUUAUUGUCGGCAGCAACCCCCGUCACGAGGCCGCCGUUCUGAACGCUCGUAUCCGCAAGCAAUGGCUCCGCUCUGACCUCGAGAUCGGUGUUGUUGGCGAGACUUGGGACUCUACUUUCGAGUUUGAGCAUUUGGGUACCGACCACGCCUCUCUGAAGUCGGCUCUUGCCGGACCCUUCGGCAAGAAGCUCCAGGCUGCCAAGCGCCCCAUGAUCAUCGUUGGCUCUGGUGUCACUGACCACGAGGAUGCCAAGGCCUUCUACGAGACCGUUGGUGCCUUCGUCGACAAGAACGCCGCUAACUUCCUUACUGAGGAGUGGAACGGAUACAACGUUCUCCAGAGAGCCGCUUCCCGCGCCGGUGCCUUCGAGGUCGGCUUUACCACUCCCUCCGCUGAGGUUGCUGAGACCGCCCCCAAGUUCGUCUGGCUCCUCGGUGCAGAUGAGAUCUCUGAGAAAGACAUUCCCAAGAACGCCUUUGUCGUCUACCAGGGCCACCACGGCGACCGCGGUGCCCAGAUUGCCGACGUCGUCCUCCCCGGUGCCGCGUACACCGAGAAGGCCGGUACCUACAUCAACACCGAGGGUCGUGUCCAGAUGACCCGCGCUGCCACCUCCCUUCCUGGCGCUGCCAGAACGGAUUGGAAGAUCAUCCGUGCCAUCAGCGAGUUCUUCGGCGCCCCCCUGCCCUACGACGACGUUGCCCAGCUCCGUGACAGAAUGGUUGAGGUCAGCCCGGCCCUGGCGGCCUACGACGUUGUUGAGCCCGUCGCUCUGCAGCAAUUGAGCAAGGUUCAGCUGGUUGACCAGAACAAGGGCACCAAGGCCUCUGGCUCGCCUCUGAGGAAGGUUAUUGACAACUUUUAUUUCACAGACGUCAUCUCAAGAAGUUCGCCAACAAUGGCCCGCUGCUCUGCGGCCAAGGCCACUGGCAACCCCAAGACCAACUUCAUGGCACCAGGCAUGGAGGAGGACAGGCCGAUGGGCCAGGUUGCGUACGGAGCAUGA
This is a messenger RNA of Colletotrichum gloeosporioides, 2961 nucleotides long. Its product is annotated as NADH-ubiquinone oxidoreductase 78 kDa subunit. Gene Ontology annotation, molecular function: iron-sulfur cluster binding; NADH dehydrogenase (ubiquinone) activity. The record is from RefSeq and is a predicted model, not a curated record. The transcript has 8 exons. Bases 1 to 2961 code for a protein of 986 amino acids. Gene Ontology annotation, biological process: ATP synthesis coupled electron transport. NCBI's taxonomy places the organism in Eukaryota, Fungi, Ascomycota, Sordariomycetes, Glomerellales, Glomerellaceae. Gene Ontology annotation, cellular component: membrane.